AUGUCCAACCUGCUGCGCCGAACCCUCGUCCUGCUGCUGUCGGGGGCCCUGGCCGUGACCGAGACCUGGGCGGGCUCGCACUCCCUGAGGUAUUUCCACACCGCGGUGUCCCGGCCCGGCCGCGGGGAGCGCUUCAUCUCCGUCGGCUACGUGGACGACACGCAGUUCGUGCGGUUCGACAGCGACUCUGCCAGUCGGAGGGCCGAGCCGCGGGCGCCGUGGAUGGAGCAGGAGGGGCCCGAGUAUUGGGACCGGGAGACGCGGAAUGCCAAGGACAACGCACAGACUUUCCGACUGGACCUGAACAACCUGCUGGGCUACUACAACCAGAGCGAGGCCGGCUCUCACACCAUCCAGUGGAUGCACGGCUGUGACGUGGGGCCGGACGGCCGCCUCCUCCGCGGUUAUGAGCAGUUCGCCUAUGAUGGCGCGGAUUACAUCGCCCUGAACGAGGACCUGCGCUCCUGGACCGCAGCGGACACAGCGGCGCAGAUCACCCGGAGCAGGUGGGAGGCAGCAGGUGAUGCAGAGCACGACAGGAACUACGUGGAGUGCACCUGCGUGGAGUGGCUCCGCAGGUACCUGGAGAACGGGAAGGAGACGCUGCAGCGCGCAGAAACCCCUAAUACACACGUGACCCGCCAUCCCAUCUCUGACCAAAGGGUCAGCCUGAGGUGCUGGGCCCUGGGCUUCUACCCUGCGGAGAUCACCCUGACCUGGCAGCAGGAUGGGGAGGACCUGACCCAGGACACGGAGCUUGUGGAGACCAGGCCUGCAGGAGAUGGGACCUUCCAGAAGUGGGCAGCUGUGGUGGUGCCUUCCGGACAGGAGCAGAGAUACACGUGCCAUGUGCAGCAUGAGGGGCUGCCCGAGCCCCUCACACUGAGAUGGCAGCCGCCUCCUCAGCCCACCAUCACUGUCCCCAUCACGUGGAUCAUCGCUGGUCUGGUUCUCCUUACGGUCACUGUGGUGAUUGGAGCUGUGAUCUGGAGGAGAAAGCGCUCAGGAGGAAAAGGACCGAGUUACUCUCACGCUGCACGCGAUGACAGUGCCCGGGGCUCUAAUGUGUCUCUUACGGUUCCUAUGUGA
Molecule: messenger RNA, 1089 nt
Organism: Ailuropoda melanoleuca (giant panda)
Lineage: Eukaryota; Metazoa; Chordata; Mammalia; Carnivora; Ursidae
Gene: AIME-152
Product: class I histocompatibility antigen, Aime-152
Biological process (GO): immune response; antigen processing and presentation of endogenous peptide antigen via MHC class Ib; positive regulation of T cell mediated cytotoxicity
Cellular component (GO): external side of plasma membrane
Molecular function (GO): peptide antigen binding; signaling receptor binding
Source: RefSeq, marked provisional